Molecule: messenger RNA, 1952 nt
Organism: Neodiprion fabricii
Lineage: Eukaryota; Metazoa; Arthropoda; Insecta; Hymenoptera; Diprionidae
Exons: 3
Coding region: 1254-1874 (206 amino acids)
Source: RefSeq, a predicted model, not a curated record
UUUUGUGGUAUCAGAUAUCUAUAUUUUUUUUCAUCGCCAAAUACAGCGCGUUCAUACAGUUUUCGUAUCUCAGACGUUUUCCAAACUGAAGGGUUUUUUAUUCGUGCAAUUUUAACGUGCGAAGUGAAUAUAUGAAUAUUUACUAAAACCCUUCACUUUCAAAAACGUUUUUUGGAAUGACUAAAUCUAAACUGUCGUAGCGUAACUCUUUAUUUCCUUCUCUUUGUUGUAUCGGGAAAUGUCUACAUUGACACUAACAUUUAACAUAGCAAUACGAAACCUUACAUGAUUAAAAAAAAAAACAUUUUUUCCAAGAUUAAUUUGGUAGGUGCGUCACGCAGAAAGAUUGAAAUACUGAGCAAUGGAUUUCCGAAAGAAACAAGUUAUGCAAUAAGUACGAAUUUCUGCAAGGUGCAAGGACAAUAGAACAAACAUUAAGUAGGUUCUUCGGUAUAUAACUCAAGCAUGGCAGAGGUGUCACACCUAGCGUCAUCGCAAGAUUUCUAUCAGCAAUGCCAUCGUCAUCCUCAAUUAUUGAGUGCUUAGAGGACUAUAGUGACAUCAAAUCAUCUACCAGUGAACAACACGUGGAUCUCGCCAACCAUCGAAUGAAACGAGAUGGUGAUGAUAUUCAGAAGUUCAUGUAUUGCUUUAAGGAACACCAUCCUUUUGAACUUCGAUCUUCCUUGAUUUCCUUGUCGUCUGGAGUUGUCGGUACGGUUACUACAGGUUGCCAUCUGGCAUUCGAGAAAGGGAAAAAAAAGUAUGGAAUUGAUGAUGGGAAAAGUGGUGGUCGACUCUUCUCUAAUAUUUCAACGUAUUUCGGUUCUGUUUCGUGGUGACGAAGUACAGACACGGAAAGCAUUCGAAUUCUAACUUUCACCGUAUCCCUUAUCUCUGUUCGACGACGUUGGUCUCAUGGGGAAAACAUCGAAGUCCGAACUUUACAAACCAUUCAAGCCGUACGUUAUCCAAACGAAAAGUUUGAUCCGCAACACGACCUUUGUCAUCGAUGGCGGAUUUCUACUGGAAGUGGAACAUCAUUUCAUGUAAUUAACGAAUUAUACCACUCGCAUAUCAUCACCAAAUACGGAGAAAAUUCUUCGCUCCUCUUCGAUGGAUACAGCAACGAACAUAUUGGCAUAAAAUCGUACCAGAGGUACCGCCGAAGACAACAAAAUAUGGCACCGGAUAUCAAGUUCACAGAGAGCACCCUCGUCACUUUGAGCCAAAAAUGAUCUCUGUCGAAUGUGAUGAACAAAAUGAAACUGGUGCAGGGACUGUCGGAAUUUUUACGUAGCCGUGGUGUGAACGUGAAAGUUGCACAAGAAGAUGCGGACACGCUUAUAGCGAGGACAGCGAUUCAGCUAAUUGUAAGGCAAAGUACGGGCUGCGACGUGGCAGUUGUUGGUAAUGACACCGACCUGCUGGUUUUAUUGAUCGGUUUAGCAUAUUCCAGCCCUCUGUAUUUUUACGAGAUCUCGCUAACUGGUAAAAAAAAUACUUUGUAUUAUACAGAAGACCAUGCACAUCUGAAUCCACAGGAUUGGGGCUGGAAGAGAACGACCACGAUGAUGAUUCCUGUCAUGAACGCUAAGAAAUCAGCGCCUGACAAUUCGUUAACGAUGGUACAAUCUGCAUGCACUGAACAGUGCAAACACUAUGGAGGACAAUCCUGUUCCAACUUUUCAAUCAGCACGGUCGAUGAUGACGUUACAGCAGAAGAAAGAGACGAGGAUAACGAGGAUAUUCCAAUUAAUGAAUUCCUAGAUAUUGCCGCAGAACUCGAUCCCGAUGAUAUUGAUGACGAGGAAGGUGGCGAAAGUGACGAAGAAGAGGAUGUAGAAAUCGAAUACGAUUUUGAAGCGACGUAAAUAAAUGAAUAGAUUUUGUGUUUCGUAAAAAAUUCGUCUCAUCUUUUGUUCUCUAAAUGUUCGAACCACCCUUCAGUG